Aricia agestis (brown argus) is the source of this 2198-nucleotide messenger RNA. RefSeq names its product cell cycle checkpoint control protein RAD9A (gene Rad9). The coding region runs from base 62 to 1909 and encodes 615 amino acids. The record is from RefSeq and is a predicted model, not a curated record. NCBI's taxonomy places the organism in Eukaryota, Metazoa, Arthropoda, Insecta, Lepidoptera, Lycaenidae. The transcript has 7 exons. Gene Ontology annotation, cellular component: checkpoint clamp complex. Gene Ontology annotation, biological process: cellular response to ionizing radiation; DNA replication checkpoint signaling; DNA repair.
UAUUCAGUGCUGUCAGCUGUGGAAGUCUGUGUGAUAAAUAUAAUUUAUAACAUUUAACAAAAUGAAUUUAUUACGCGUGUUUUUAUUUAUCUUUAGUUUUAAAUACGCUUGCAGCGACUGGGUUUCAGAGUGGUUUACGCCACUACAGCAUCAUUACUCAGGCAUCGGCCAAGCUAAUGAUAACAGAGAUUUAGAUGCUCUUAUCACAGAUUUGACACCCAAUAAUAUUAUACAAAAUCAGGCAAAAAAUACUCUACUAGUAGAAGAAUUAGAAGAUAAUGAAUCGAUCUCAGAUUUGAAUAAAACGCUAGAAAAUACGAUAAAUAAAACAAAAGAGUUUAUCGCCAUAUUAAAAAAGGAAAUAAGCAGGGUCUCAAAAUUUCAGCUCCGUUUAAAAGAUAUCAUAGCAAAUGGCAGUUUAGGUGUGACAGUCGCUACCGUGUGGACGAUGGAUCAGCCAGCGCGCAGCUACCUGGUGUCGAGGUCAGCUUGGAGCGUGUGCAGCGGGGACAUCUCAUUCCCCGCAGACUAUCCACCUACCAACUGGAAAUCUGUACCGAAGUGCGACUAUGACGAAACACCAGCAGAGAAGCCGGAUCCGUGCAUAUUCAACUCCAUCAUCAAGUACAGUACAAUACCGAGCGCGCGUCGCUCGCUGUACGCCGAGGAUGACUAUGUAUGCCAAAAACACUCCUUCAGCGAUAAGUUAGAAAAAUACAUGUCUGUUUCCCCCAGCGUCAUCCAACACACCUGCAGAAAUGUUUUAGGCAGGACUAUUCACGCUUUAGCAAGAUUUGGUGACGAGCUUUGCUUAGAGUCUCUACCAGACUCUAUACUAUUAAGAACUCUCAAUGCAGCAGAAUCAGCUUAUGCCAUUGUUAAAUUUAACAAAAACUUUUUCUCAUAUUUUAACUAUAAUUAUUAUUCCACUGAAGAUACGGAUGGUCUCAAAUGCAAAAUAUCCAUGAAAUCCGCAUUAAAUACAUUUAAAUCUCCUAUGCAUAUGGAUAAGCAAGUAGAAAAUUUAGAAAUUAAAUUAGACCCUGAGUCUUGUAAAUUAAUUUUCCAGCUUAAGUGUAAACAUGGUAUUAUUAAGACUCAUUUUGUGUCAGUUAUUGACUGCAAGACUAUGCAAGCUGUAUACACAAAAGACCAAGUGCCAAAUAGGUUGACAUCAUCUCAAAGAGUUCUUUCAGAAGCACUCAGCAACUUUCAAAGUUCUGAUGACCAGGUGACACUAGAUGCUACAGGACAAGUUCUGGUUCUACGCAAUUACAUUGAUAAAAAUGUGGAUGUGUCCAAAAUAAUAAGGACACAAAUAAGUAUAAAGCCCACAGAGUUUGAUGUUUAUAAUAUUAGUGCUGAAACUGUGAUAACAUUCACAUUGAAGGAGUUCAGGGCAUUACUAGCUUUUGCAGAAGCAUUGAGUUUGCCGAUUCAACUACAUUUUGAAACAACAGGCAAGCCGGCAGUUUUCAUUGUACAUAAUGGAAAUACUUUUGAGGCACAUUUUGUAUUAGCCACCUCUAAGCCAGACUCUGCUACACAAGUAACUCAUUCCACACAAAACUCCUAUGUUGAAAGAAAAAGAAAGGAAAAGACCGUUUCAGAAGUUGCUGCAAAAAAAAUGCACUUAGACAAUGAUGUUAACAAUGUAUCCAAAUGUUUAGAUGAGGACUCACAUUUAUUUAAUUAUAUUGAUAUACCGGAUGAAGAUAUGUGCAUCCAAAAAUCAAAUGCUAUUUUAAAAACGAUAGGAGCAAAAUGUGGAGUUGAAUUACCAGACGAUUUCAUCCCACCAUCACCUACUUCUAAAAUUAAAAAUGUAUUUAAAAGGUGCUUUGAAAGUACCUUCGAUCCAAAAAGCGUGUGGGGCACUGUGCUUGCAGAGAACUCAGAUAGUGACUAAGUAAUUUUAAUUAAAUUCAAAUAAAAGCAUUAUUGUUUUAUGUAAGAUUUUAAUUCAGCUGUAUAUAUUUAUUUUGAAGAGGUAAAAUGAAAUAACAUUAGUACUGUUUCUUUUUAUAGUAGAAAAUAUAGAUACAGGCAAUAAUUUGUACACACAUCACAAAAUUAGUAAGUAUUUAGAAAUAUAUAAACAUUGGCUUGCAAAAUACCUCUAGCAAUAUUACAUUAGCUGCAAAUUAACAACUUUUGAAUAUGCUUCAAUGAGAAGUGGUGGUGGUGGAUCUGCUAUU